This is a messenger RNA of Siniperca chuatsi (mandarin fish), 5298 nucleotides long. Its product is annotated as cryptochrome-1-like. Gene Ontology annotation, cellular component: cytoplasm; nucleus. The transcript has 15 exons. NCBI's taxonomy places the organism in Eukaryota, Metazoa, Chordata, Actinopteri, Centrarchiformes, Sinipercidae. Gene Ontology annotation, molecular function: DNA binding; FAD binding. The record is from RefSeq and is a predicted model, not a curated record. Gene Ontology annotation, biological process: circadian regulation of gene expression; entrainment of circadian clock by photoperiod; negative regulation of DNA-templated transcription. Bases 170 to 2122 code for a protein of 650 amino acids.
CUUAUGAAACAAAUUAGUGCAUCUGCAGUAAGCAGGUACAGCGAAACAAGAGGGUUUCGUAGGCUGUGUCUACAGGCAUCAACCCGGCACAUCAAAUCCGAGGGAAGAAAUGCUUCUUUCUUUGGACUUGACAUAAAUAUCACCUCCAGGGAGCCAGCAAAAGAACGAGAUGGCCCCUAAUUCCAUCCACUGGUUCCGAAAGGGCCUUCGUCUCCAUGACAACCCAGCGCUACGGGAAGCGGUCAGAGGGGCAGGCACAGUGCGCUGUGUUUACUUCCUGGACCCCUGGUUCGCAGGCUCCUCCAGCGUCGGGGUCAACAGGUGGCGGUUUCUCCUCCAGUGUUUGGAGGACCUGGACGCCAACCUUCGGAAGCUCAACUCCCGCCUUUUUGUCAUCAGGGGCCAACCAGCCAACGUGUUCCCACGGCUCUUUAAGGAGUGGAAGAUCUCCCGGCUGACCUUUGAGUAUGAUUCUGAGCCUUUCGGCAAGGAGAGAGACGCUGCCAUCAAGAAGCUGGCCAUGGAGGCAGGCGUGGAGGUCAUCAUCAAGAUAUCACACACCCUCUACGACCUGGACAAGAUCAUAGAGCUGAAUGGCGGGCAGCCUCCUCUCACCUACAAGCGUUUCCAGACCCUGAUCAGUCGGCUGGAUCCUCCUGAGAUGCCCGUGGAGUCGCUGUCAGACACCCUGAUGGGUCGCUGUGUCACCCCCAUCUCCGAGGACCACGGAGACAAAUACGGGGUCCCGUCCCUGGAGGAGCUGGGCUUUGACAUCGAGGGCCUGCCUUCAGCCGUGUGGCCGGGAGGAGAGACUGAGGCUCUGACAAGGAUAGAGCGCCAUCUGGAGAGAAAAGCGUGGGUGGCAAAUUUCGAGCGUCCCAGGAUGAACGCCAACUCGCUGCUGGCCAGCCCAACAGGCCUGAGCCCCUACCUGCGCUUUGGCUGCCUCUCCUGUCGCCUUUUCUACUUCAAGCUCACAGACCUCUACCGCAAGGUGAAAAAGAACAGCUCCCCUCCACUCUCUCUGUAUGGUCAGUUACUAUGGCGGGAGUUCUUCUACACCGCGGCGACCAACAACCCGCGCUUCGACAAGAUGGAGGGGAACCCCAUCUGCGUCCGCAUCCCCUGGGACAAAAAUCCUGAGGCCCUUGCCAAAUGGGCCGAGGCCAAGACAGGUUUCCCCUGGAUAGACGCCAUCAUGACUCAGCUGAGGCAGGAGGGCUGGAUCCAUCACCUGGCCAGGCAUGCAGUGGCCUGCUUCCUCACCAGAGGGGACCUGUGGAUCAGCUGGGAGGAAGGGAUGAAGGUCUUUGAAGAGUUGCUUCUAGAUGCAGACUGGAGCGUGAACGCAGGCAGCUGGAUGUGGCUGUCCUGCAGUUCGUUUUUCCAGCAGUUUUUCCACUGCUACUGCCCCGUGGGCUUCGGACGCCGCACCGACCCCAACGGGGACUUCAUCAGACGAUACUUACCUAUCCUCCGAGGUUUCCCUGCUAAGUACAUCUAUGACCCGUGGAACGCUCCGGAGUCCGUACAGGCGGCCGCAAAGUGCAUAAUCGGAGUCCAUUACCCGAAGCCCAUGGUGCAUCACGCAGAGGCAAGCCGGCUCAACAUUGAGAGGAUGAAGCAGAUCUACCAGCAACUUAGCCGAUACAGGGGACUGGGCCUGCUGGCAUCAGUGCCGUCAACCAACGGAAAUGGAAACGGAGGAAUGAUGGCCUACUCUCCCGGGGAGCAGCAGCCAGGGACCAACAACAAUUCACAUUUGCCUGGAGUGUCAGGGAGCUCCGUUGCAGCGGGUAACGGCAGCGGAAGCAUCCUACUCAACUUUGACAAUGAAGAACAGACCAGGCCUAGCAGUGCUGGGCAACAGCAACAACGACUGCAACCGCUCCCACAACAACAACAGCAUGGAUACCACUCAGUGCCAGACGCCAGCCAGACCAUCACCAGCGGCCGACUCUACCACGAGUUUGCUGUGCCUCAACACCCAGGACUCCUGCACACCAGAGGCAGUAUCACAGGAAAGCGGGAGCGCGAGUCGGAACGUGAAGGGUCGGGGGAGAAAGACCCGGCGUCCUGCUCCGUGCACAAGAUGCAGAGGCAGAGUGCAGAGACUACCUAAAGCAGGCAGACAUGGGAGCGUCUGAAUCCAAAUUAGAGUCACUAUCUGGCCAGCGGAGAGAGAGGAAAUCCCAACGUCGCCACCUGUCCUCCAAACACACGCAGCUCCAGAUGUGACUGCCUUCUCUUCAAACACAGGGCAUCUAAAACUGCUCUCUGUCUUUACGGUCAACCCCGGGGUGUAAACACAAAGGUGAAAAUGUGAUUUUGGCUCUUGACACAAUUUCUAAAAGGGCUUUUACAUCAUAGAGUCAGUUGACCUCUGACCUCUUGUAGUUGCGUACAGACAUGCGGGACGACCUCAGUGGAGUGUGCAAAGAAACAAAACGCCUCAAACCUAGAGCUCAACUUAUUUGUUAAAAAAAUAAACUACAUUAUUGUCUUAAAACUGCUGCCACCAGCCACUAUAUACUGUAUGAACACUGAAGCAGCUAUAAAUGUAAGUAAUAGAAUAUUUAGUUUUUUUGCAAAUACAACUCCAUCAAUCAUCUUGUCUGCCCUUGCAUACACUAAUGUAAAACCAGGCUAAUUAUGUCAGGGUGUACAGAGACUUUUUUGUACUUUUCCCACAGCUUUGUAGUAAUGUGCUACAUCCCAUAGUGUUAACCAGGAAAAAAACGUCACCACCCUCACUCCAGGAAUAUGUUUUGUCACAGAUGUAAUAGUCUUUACAAUGGAAAAACGCUGUUUAUACUGAUAUUGUAUGUUUAUGUUUCUCGUGUUUUUGAGAUGAAAUAUUUGUAAAUAAGCUAAUUAGAUUUUUAACGAAAUAGUUUUUCACAGAAGAUAAGAAUCUGGACAUCAAAAAAUGAAGGUCUUUAAACUGUAUUACUGUGUUAUUAACCCUGAUUUCACCAGGCAAAAUGACUAAAGCACGUGUGUAUUCACUGUUACAGCCUGGCGGGUCGUUUCAGGGACUUUGUUGAAAAUGUUAGUCAUUUCUCAGCUUUUGUCUCACUAGUUUGCAUGUAAAUAUACCAUUCUUCAGGCACUGAGGGUCCAGUUGGUUAGUGAGCAUGAUAUAAUCCUUAACACAAAUGCGACUAUUCACACCCAUUCCCAUUUCAUGGGAACAUCUACCACUGCCUGGUUAGCAUAUGUGAUCACUUGAUUUGUAUCGGCAGCUAACAACAGUGAUUUGUAUAUUUUUUCGAACAGUAUCUAAGACGUACAAUAUCAAGGAUAACAAACCAAUUUCUAUUGUUGGUCUUUAAAAACAUGUUUAGAGUGUGGUACUGUAGAUUAAUUAGGAAAUGUUUUGUCAGGUCACUUUGGCUGUAAAACUGCCUUUAGAGUGUGGCAUUAUGGGUAAACGAAUUCUUGUGUAGUUUUUUUUGUGGGAAUGGCACGGCGUGAUGUCUGUGAGCUCAUCAGAGGUGGACAAGUAGCUGAACACACAGAAGUAAAAGUUUUCUUAAAAGUAAUUGUCAAGUAAUUAUAUCGUUGUUUCUUUUUAUGCUUUUUUUUUAAAAUGUUUUUCCGUUUUUUGGAAAACCAUUUAGAUCCUGAGCCUUUGCUACUUUCAACAUAAUACACAUAAUCCCAUUAACAUCAGUCAAACAUGUGCAGGGUCUGUUCUGUGUGGUUAUUGAAAAUUAUAGGGUUUUUUUCACUUGACCAUCUUCAGCCAUCUUCAUUUCAAGUGUUGCUUUGUCAUCCUGGCAUUGUUUCCCGCAUUAUUAAUCAUGUACAGAUCUAUCACCUGCAUUUCACACCUGUGUGAAGUAACAGUGAUUUGUUAUAGAACAGAAGACGAUCCUUCGACAAUAUACAAUACUGAUUUGACUUCGCCCUUCAAAAGUCAGUCACACUUUCACCUCUCUGUUUCCGCCCGCAAAUCUUCAUAGUUUCUAAAAUGUCUCAAAAACAGAUUAUGCCUGUAGAAGUUAAAAAACAAAUGCCAUUGGAGAAUCUCUGAGAAAUUCUGUGGUGUUUGAAAAUUUUGAACUUUUUUGCUGUGCAACAUGUUCCAACAACCAAAAAAAUGUUGCGGUCAGUUUGGGAGAGGAUGUGGUUCGAGGUAACUUCUCUUAAAUACCAUGAGGACGGAGCACACAGGCAGCUGGGUGCAAACUCCUCUCAAAGGUGUCACAUUUGCUGUGUCUUCUUUUUCUUAUAAAAACCAAAAACUUUCUAAAAAGGAAGGAAAAAAGUAAAGCAAAGUUGAGCCUACACAAUAAAAGACAGGCGACAGUGUCUGAUCCAAAUGAGCCUAAUUCUGUCAGCAAAACAGAAACCAACAUUCCUCCGAGACAAGAGUACCCUCCUGAUGAAGGAUUUCUACUCCUGCACAGGGAAUUCAACAAUAUAUAUGUAGGGCUACUUGCGAAAUUUUGCAACCUGCAUACACACACACAUAUCUGACAAAACCUGGACAUAUGAUGACCACAAUUUGAUACAUUGAUUGAUAAUAAACAAAUGAGAAGCGUCACAAAAUGGCCGCUGUAAAGUUGUCUAUGGGAGGAUUGCGUAACAACAUUGGAAAGAUGAAGUUUCAUCCACCCUUCACUAUCACCUUUACUCCUGGUGAGAAGAAUGCAUUUGAAUUGAUUCAAAGAAUGUACGAUUCCCCCCUGUAAAAUACACCCAGCAGCUUCUCUUGCUGAUGUUAAUACCCCCACCCUACACACACACACACACACACUAAACAUUUGCAACUUCACAACUCUUGCAUACACUCACAUAAAGGUUUUACAGAUAAAUACACUGUAAAUUCUCAAAUUAAAACAACUCAAGUCAUUUUUAAAAACAAAUUAAUUCCUGGUUCCUGAACCAACAACUCACACCAAUUCAUUAAUUCGGAUCUGUUCUAUUUUGCCAUGUUUUCAUUAUAUUAAGCUGCUGUCAUUGAAAGCAACACUUCUGUUGAUGUUUCGCAAUAAAUGCUCUCUAGGGGAGAUAAACGUAUUGUAGUGUUUCUGUAUUAUAAUUCUGUAUGUUCUCAAGAGGAUUUGAACAUUGGUAGUUUUUUGUAGCUUUUAUCACGAAAAACAAGUUGAACCAAGUUUUUAUUCUUGUUUUUUUUUUUUUGUUCUCUCUCUGUGACAUGAAAGUGAAAACAGAUGCCAUCUAUCAUCUCUAUAAUAUUAUGCUCUUUCUGUCUCUCCUUGUGUUGUGAAAGGCUUUUCUUGUGCUUGAUCAAGUUCAUGACAGUACAUUAAAAUUGUUACAACUUGA